Messenger RNA from Notothenia coriiceps (black rockcod), 758 nucleotides. RefSeq lists its product as uncharacterized. The transcript is spliced from 7 exons. The record is from RefSeq and is a predicted model, not a curated record. Lineage: Eukaryota; Metazoa; Chordata; Actinopteri; Perciformes; Nototheniidae. Bases 1 to 738 code for a protein of 245 amino acids.
AUGGCGGUGGAGCGUGAGUAUCUCUCCAGACUGAGACUCUCUGUGUGUCCUCAGGAGUAUCUCUCCAGACUGAGACUCUCUGUGUGUCCUCAGGAGUAUCUCUCCAGACUGAGACUCUCUGAGUAUCUCUCCAGGCUGAGACUCUCUGUUUGUCCUCAGGAGUAUCUUUCCAGACUGAGACUCUCUGUGUGUCCUCAGGAGUAUCUCUCCAGACUGAGACUCUCUGUGUGUCCUCAGGAGUAUCUCUCCAGGCUGAGACUCUCUGUGUGUCCUCAGGAGUAUCUCUCCAGACUGAGACUCUCUGAGUAUCUCUCCAGACUGAGACUCUCUGUGUGUCCUCAGGAGUAUCUCUCCAGGCUGAGGCAGAUCCGCCUGCAGAACUUCAACGAGCGUCAGCAGAUCAAAGCCCGGCUCAGAGGAGAGAAGUACGACAGCGACGGGUCAGACAGCCAGGAGUCCAGCGAGGACGCCGAGCUCAAGAGGAAGAAGAUCGAGGCGCUAAAGGCUCAAGCUAACACUCGAGCUGCUGUGCUGAGAGAGCAGCUGGAGAAGAAGAGGGUGGAGGCGCUGGAGAGGGAGAAGAGAGCCUGGGAGGAGCACAAAAGUCUCCCUGGUCCCCGGCUUGAGCUUCAAUAUCAGGAUCCAUGUAUUUAUGAUCUUCUCACGAAUGGAAGUAGUCAGCCCGAAGCAUCCUCUGUGCUCCAGCCUGAAGCAUCCUCUGUGCUCCAGUCAGCCUGAAGCAUCCUCUGUGCUCCAGC